AUGGCUGCUCUUAUUACUGAAAAUUUCCGCUUUCUUUCACUCUUCUUUAAAAGUAAAGAUGUGAUGAUUUUCAAUGGUCUGGUGGCUCUGGGUACUGUUGGAAGCCAGGAGCUGUUCUCGGUGGUUGCAUUCCACUGUCCCUGUUCUCCAAUUCGGAAUUACAUCUACGGUCUGGCUGCCAUAGGAGUGCCUGCUCUGGCCUUGUUUGUGAUUGGUAUAAUCUGGAACAACCACACUUGGAACUUAGUGGCUGAGUGUCACAAGCGAGGAACCAAGAACUUUUCUGCAGCAGCCAACUUCUUGAUCUUUGGAUCUGUCAUGGGAAGAGCUGCAGUGGCUCCGAUCACAUGGUCAGUGAUCUCACUGCUUCGCGGAGAAGCCUAUGUCUGUGCCUUAAGUGAAUUCGUGGAUCCCACUUCCCUGGAUCAGUUUCCACCUGACUACGGACCAGAUAUCCUAGCCAGGUUUCCUUGUGACGAUCAGCCAGCCAACAUGACACGUUUUAAGGAUGAAGUUAUAAGACGAUUAAGAUACGAGUCACAGCUCUUUGGAUGGAUGCUCAUUGGUGUGGUUGCAGUUCUCGUGUUCAUCACCAAGUGCCUAAAGCAUUGCUGCUCACCACUCAGCUACCGCCAAGAGGCCUACUGGAACCAGUACCGCUCUAGUGAAGCUAGGCUGUUCCAACGGACCGCUGAGGUACAUUCCAAGGUUGUGGCUGCCAACAACGUCAAAAACUUCUUUGGCUUUGUACAUUUAGAUAAAGAGGAACAGGAACUGAUCCAAGCAUAUGAUGUGCAAAAUGUUCAGCCCAGGUCACAGUGGGAUGCCAUCACUGGAGUCUACAUCUAUCGAGAGAAUAAUGGCUACCCUCUCUAUAGCCGCCUCCAUAAGUGGGCCAAAAAUAUAAUGGGAAACAGCUCUAAUCCUGAUAGCCAGGAAACAGCCUUUCUAGCUACCUAAU
This is a messenger RNA of Protobothrops mucrosquamatus (brown spotted pit viper), 961 nucleotides long. RefSeq names its product calcium homeostasis modulator family member 2 (gene CALHM2). Gene Ontology annotation, molecular function: monoatomic cation channel activity. Bases 1 to 960 code for a protein of 319 amino acids. Lineage: Eukaryota; Metazoa; Chordata; Lepidosauria; Squamata; Viperidae. The transcript is spliced from 2 exons. The record is from RefSeq and is a predicted model, not a curated record.